Molecule: messenger RNA, 7010 nt
Organism: Cornus florida
Lineage: Eukaryota; Viridiplantae; Streptophyta; Magnoliopsida; Cornales; Cornaceae
Product: phospholipid-transporting ATPase 1-like
Exons: 9
Coding region: 924-4799 (1291 amino acids)
Biological process (GO): phospholipid translocation
Cellular component (GO): plasma membrane
Molecular function (GO): ATPase-coupled intramembrane lipid carrier activity; magnesium ion binding; ATP hydrolysis activity
Source: RefSeq, a predicted model, not a curated record
ACCGUGGGUGGGGCAUUCCAGCCAGAGACGACGAGUCACCAAAGCAGAAUAGGACCAAUAUUCGUGCUCCUCCACUCGUCCCUCUCUUUCUCUCUCUACCUCUUUCUCUCUCUUCCCUCUCCCUGCGUCGAUCACAGCUGAUUCAAUCUUCAUCGAAAGAAUUACUAAAACCAAGAAUCUCUCUCUGUUUUAUAUUUUCAUGUUUAAUGAGGUAACUUGAAAAAAGCUGAUUCGAUUCAUAAAAGCUCAGAGUGAGAUCUGCGCGAAAGGUCCAAAUCUGGGUUCGCUGGCAUUUUCGCUAUGAUUUCGUAUUCAGUGCAUUGAACUGCAUCUGAUCUGUUUCAGUUUCGUUUCACCAAUUCCAAGACGAUAAGGUGGGCGUUUAUGAGGCCUUGUUUGUUUCCUUCCCGCUCAAUCUAACAGUUUUGGCAUUUGUUCAGGAUCCGUGUACAGUUGUUGUUAUGUGGGGGCAAUAAUGAGGGACACGUCCACAUUAAUAUGAAUUGGAGUGUUUGAUUUCUUUGAAUUCGUGAACUUUUGUCUGCCUCUAUCUUAAAGAAAAAGAUUGGUUUUUUGAUCCGUUUUUGGCCCAAGAGCGUCUCUUCCCUUUCUGAGCCCUGUUGUUUCCAGCAGGUUUGAGCACAAUUCUCACUAAUGCUACAUUGCAGUACAUCAAAGCAAAAUGUUUGAUAAAGGUGGUUUAGUGAGCUUGAAUUGAAUAUGUUGGCCAACUGUUGGGCAUUGUGAUUUGGAGAAAAAUAGAUGGGAUGGGGUGUCAUCUGUGAACAGGGUAGCUCAAAAUCCUUGUUCUCUGAGUACAGAACGGAAAAAAUUUGCUUUGGGUUUUCAAUUUAUAAGUUUUAGCAAUUCUGGUGGGAUUUAAUUUUGCUAUUCUCCAAUGUGUGCCCAUUGGAGAACUGUUUAUGACUUCCGAUAAGCCGUUGCUGUCCUCGUCUGAUCAUUUGUCUGUGCCGAAUCCCCAGCCUUCAACUUUGAGGAUUUCCUCUCUCGGUUGUCUUUGUCACAAUACAUCAGUUUCUUCUUCAGUUUGUGAUGAAACACAAAGUAACUUCUUAUUAGAUUUGAAGGACGACAACAUUCAGGAUAAAUCCCUGAAAGUUUCUGCUUCUCCUGCAACAUCCAACUUAUGUCCGGCUGACCCUAAGUCCUUUCAGCAGUUUCCAUUGGUAUGCCCCCCAUCGAGGAAACGCCUGGUGUCAGGGAGUGGUGCAAUGGAGCUUCAGCAUAAUUCUUCAAGUUUUGAAGUUUCUAAGGCUUCAUCUCAGAUCCAGGAUAAGGUGAACAAAUCUCAGAGGAUUUGCCACAAAAGCAUGCAGUUUGAAGAUGACCCGUCACAUGACGAGAAUGCAAGGUUGAUCUAUGUUAAUGAUCCGAGAAAGACUAAUGAUAAGUAUGAGUUCACUGGUAAUGAAAUCCGAACUAGCAAGUACACGGUCAUAAAUUUCUUGCCCAAGAAUAUUUUCAUUCAGUUUCAUCGGGUUGCUUAUUUAUAUUUUUUAGCCAUUGCUGCUCUCAAUCAGCUUCCUCCUCUCGCAGUUUUUGGUAGAACAGUCUCUCUUUUUCCUCUUCUCUUUGUGCUUUCUGUGACGGCUAUUAAAGAUGGUUAUGAGGAUUGGCGACGACACAGAUCAGACAGGAAUGAGAAUAACCGUGAGGCUCUAGUUCUUCAAUCUGGCAAGUUCCAAGGGAAAACAUGGAAAAAAAUUCGGGCCGGUGAGGUUGUGAAGAUCUGUGCUGAUGAGACAAUUCCAUGUGAUAUGGUGCUGUUAGGAACAAGUGAUUCUAGUGGAAUAGCUUACAUUCAGACGAUGAAUCUGGAUGGUGAGUCAAACUUGAAGACAAGGUAUGCCAGGCAAGAAACGACUCCAAUGGUAGCUGAAGGAGGGACAAUUUCAGGGCUUAUCAGAUGUGAGCAGCCUAAUAGGAAUAUUUAUGAGUUCACAGCCAACAUGGAGUUCAAAGGUCUCAAAUUUCCCCUCAGCCAAUCCAACAUCAUCUUGCGUGGUUGUCAGCUGAAGAAUACAGAUUGGGCAGUCGGUGUAGUGGUUUAUGCUGGACAGGAAACAAAAGCCAUGCUCAACAGUGCAGCGUCUCCAUCAAAAAGAAGCAGACUGGAAACCCACAUGAAUAGGGAAACCUUAUGGUUGUCCGUUUUUCUUUUUAUCAUGUGCUUGGUUGUGUCUGUUGGCAUGUGUCUUUGGCUUGAGCGUCACAAGAACCAGCUAGAUACAUUGCCUUAUUACCGGAAAAGAAAUUUUAGAAAUAAAGGGUUCCAUGCAUACAAUUUUUAUGGGAUCCCAAUGGAGACAUUUUUCUCUUUUUUGAGUUCUAUUAUAGUCUUUCAGAUAAUGAUACCAAUAUCUCUCUACAUUACAAUGGAGUUGGUUCGGUUGGGACAGUCAUACUUCAUGAUUGGCGACCUGCAUAUGUAUGAUAGUAGCUCCAACUCAAGGUUUCAGUGCAGAUCCUUGAAUAUAAAUGAGGAUCUGGGCCAAAUACGUUAUGUAUUUUCUGACAAGACUGGAACACUUACUCAAAACAAAAUGGAAUUCCAAAGAGCUAGUGUGUAUGGGAAGAGUUAUGGGAGUUCUGUGCCUGUGGCUGAUAUGUCGGAUACAAGGAUUGAAGGAGCACCAACAAUGUCCCCUGUAAGUAGGAGAUGGAAGCUGAAGUCUGGAAUUGCCAUUCAUUCUGACCUCAUGGAAUUGUUGCAUAAAGUCUUAGCUGGAGAGGAAAGGGUUGCUGCACAUGAGUUUUUUCUUUCAUUGGCAGCGUGUAACACUGUGAUCCCUAUUCUUACUCAAAGUCCAUCUUCAAGUUGCACGAAGAGUGAAUCAGAUGAAGAUGUCACAGCAAUUGACUAUCAGGGUGAAUCUCCAGAUGAGCAAGCACUGGUUGCUGCCGCCUCUGCAUAUGGAUAUACUCUUUUUGAGCGGACAUCUGGGCAUAUUGUUAUUGAUGUUAAUGGUGAGAAACUAAGGUUGGAUGUCUUGGGUCUGCAUGAGUUUGAUAGCGUGCGCAAAAGAAUGUCUGUCGUUAUCAGAUUUCCUGAUAAUGCUGUAAAAGUGCUGGUGAAAGGUGCUGAUACUUCAAUGUUUAGCAUUUUAAAGAAAGAACCUGCAAGCGAUGAUUAUACAAGGCAUGCAACCCAGAGUCAUUUAAAUGAAUAUUCAUCUGAAGGCUUACGUACGCUUGUAGUUGCUGCCAGGGAUUUAACAGCUGAAGAACUUGAGGAGUGGCAAUGCAUGUAUGAAGAAGCAAGCACUUCAUUGACUGACAGAUCCAUAAAAUUACGCCAAACAGCAGCUCUUAUCGAAUCCAAUUUACGUCUACUCGGGGCUACCGCAAUUGAGGACAAGCUACAAGAGGGUGUACCUGAAACCAUUGAGUCCCUUCGUCAAGCCGGAAUCAAGGUCUGGGUUUUGACUGGAGAUAAGCAAGAGACAGCGAUUUCAAUUGGUCUUUCUUGUAAACUUCUAACUGCAGACAUGCAGCAGAUUAUCAUAAAUGGCAAUUCAGAGAUUGAAUGCAGAAAUCUACUGUCUGAUGCUAAGGCCAAAUAUGGCAUAAAACCGGUAAAGCGCGAGACUCAAAAUUUGAAAUGGAGAAAGGAUGCUGAAACUGAUUAUUCUGAGGUUCCCGGGGAAACAAAUUUGUCCAACAUGCAGCACUGGCAUGCCGAAAGGGAAGAAGGAACUAGGAGUGCUCCACUAGCACUCAUAAUUGAUGGGAAUAGUUUGGUUUACAUCUUAGAGAAAGACUUGGAGUCUGAGCUGUUCGACCUUGCAACUUCCUGUAGGGUUGUGCUUUGCUGUCGUGUUGCACCCUUGCAGAAAGCCGGAAUUGUUGACCUGAUUAAGAGCCGCACUGAUGAUAUGACACUGGCUAUAGGUGAUGGGGCUAAUGACGUUUCGAUGAUCCAAAUGGCGGACGUCGGUGUUGGUAUUUGUGGUCAGGAAGGUCGUCAAGCAGUGAUGGCAUCAGAUUUUGCUAUGGGGCAAUUUCGGUUUCUUAAAAGAUUACUUUUGGUGCAUGGGCACUGGAAUUAUCAGCGUGUUGGUUAUUUGGUUCUUUACAACUUUUACCGUAAUGCCGUUUUUGUAUUGAUGCUCUUUUGGUAUAUAUUGUUCACAGCUUUCUCAACAACUUCUGCAUUAACAGAUUGGAGUAGUGUAUUUUAUUCUGUUAUCUAUACUUCAGUACCUACUAUUGUUGUUGGUAUUUUGGACAAGGACUUGAGUCAUAAGACGCUACUCCAGUAUCCAAAACUCUAUAGUGCUGGCCAUAGGCAAGAGAGCUACAAUAUGGGUCUUUUUUGGAUCAUGAUGAUUGACACACUAUGGCAGAGCCUUGUUCUCUUCUAUGUACCGCUAUUCACCUAUAGGGAUAGCACAAUUGACAUAUGGAGCAUCGGCAGUUUAUGGACAAUUGCAGUUGUUAUCCAAGUCAAUUUGCACUUGGCAAUGGACAUUCAACGUUGGUUACUUCUUACUCAUGCUGCAGUAUGGGGAUCGAUAAUCAUCACAUAUACCUCUUUGGUGGUAUUGGAUUCUAUACCCAUCUUCCCCAAUUAUGGGACAAUCUACCAUCUGGCAAAGUCACCUACCUAUUGGCUCUCCAUUGUGCUUAUAAUAUCUUUGGCACUGCUCCCUCGCUUUAUUUUCAAAGUUAUUCAUCAAACUUUUUGGCCUUCCGAUAUCCAAAUAGCUAGAGAAGCUGAGAUACUAGGAAAACGAUCUAAUUAUUUUGGUUCAACGCCGGAUCAAGGUUCUAAUUGAGGCGUAUACUAUUUGUCUUGUUGACUGCCCCAUUUUAUUAUGGCUUCCCUCGAGUCUUUCAGUGUGGCUUCCCAGUGGCAUUCAGGUGUAAAAAUUUAACAGUGAGUUACACAAUCUGACUGCCAGCAUGUGAAAAAAUGAUCAAAAGAUGGCAGCACAGAUGGUUUGUCUUGGCCAGAUACAUGAUUAAACAGGAAGAGCAGGUGAAUUCAGGGCGUAGAGAGGUUUUGGUGGAUACUGAAGUUGAAAUGGUUUGGUUGAGGAGAAGAAAAAGGAGCAUAGAUAAUGUUGAAAGGCUCUUGAGCAUUUUGGUUGAUAUUUGCAGGGGUUGGUGUUGAACGGCUAUAAAAACGAUAGGCUUGUGGUUGGUACUUUAACCUCAUGGGAAUGUCAAAGUGGCCAACAGAAAAAAACAAAAGCGAAAAGUAUAUAAUAGUUUCUUGUAGUGACCAGGUGUGCAUUUCUUACUCUUUGUAUAAUAAAUGAAAUGAGGUGUGUUAAAAAAUAUAUGUAGUAGCUGUAAUCAGUUGGAGUCGGCUAUCAGUAUGGGCUGAUCCCUCUUAAACUUGGACUCUACUAUUCUUACACGUUAAGGGUCAAAGCAAGUCUCAACCGCUCUACCCUCAAGGGCUUCAACCUGCAAAUUUUCCAGCAUCAAGCAUGCUUGAGGUGGAAACCCGAGGGAGGGGGGAUGUGAAAUGCCUUGAUUUUCUUAUUCAUCUCAAUUGUAUCGCCGCACCCUCUUAACAUGCAAAAGAAUGGUGACAAUAACUGCUUUUUAUAGGCCUCUCAGUGUGCAUGGGUGGGGAACCUUUGGAUCUUAGAUAGAUGCUAGGAUAACAGAUGUGAUGAAGAAUAAGUUCCCCUUGUUUUUGGAUUGGGUUUCUUGCUGUGGUUUCCAGAUCAUGUUUCAAUGACAAUCUGGAAAGAAAAUUAUCGCAUGCAUUAACUAGUGGCUGUAAAUAUAUAGAUGGGUGGGACUUGGUGCAACAGUAAGGUUGGUUGCUCCAUUUUGACCUGGAGGUCUCCUUUUCGCAUGCGGAGCUAAAACCGUGUACAUCUGGUCAUUCCCAGACCCCGCAAGAGCCCUCGUGCAUUGAACUAACCUUUUUUCUUUUUUUGCAUUGAACUAACCUUUUUCCUUUUUUUAACUAUUAGUCUAUUACUGAACCAUAAUGCUGCAUUUAGAUGGAUGGUUUAUAAAUGAAUGGAAAUUUGUUUAGGUAUUGUAGGCUUUGGUCUGGAUCUUAACAAUAUCCAUAGGUGAAAAGGAUUUUGAUUGGGAACACUUGCAUUUAUUUUCUCACCACGGGCAAGGUGAGAGGAUAUGAUCAUUAGGUUAAAUUGUGUUAUUGGAAUGCUCUUUUUGUAAGAAUUUAGGAGUAAAGGUGGAUGUGGGAAUCCUAAUCUGUCUUUUUACAAUAAUGUUUGGCAUCCAGCUUGAACAUCAAACGACAGGACAAAUUGGGAAUAUUUUCUUUCGUCUUUGUUAACUAGUACUCCCUCUGUUCCAAAUUAGAUGUCCUGUUCCGAAAACUGAGGUAGUAAUAAUUUGUUGUUGAUGUUUAUAAUUAAAUACUGUUGUAAAUUCUGAACUCUAGUAUUUGAUUCAAUAGUGAGUUCUCACAUAUGUGGGGACCAAAUAACAUCUAUCAUGUCGGAAAUCAAGGAUAUUAAGCAUAUAUUCAGGGGUAUUCCACCAGAGUUUCUAGCCAUCUAAAAAAUAACAUUCAUGCUAGGCGUACAUAUAAAUAGACAACAUUUAUAUAUCAGCUGUGGCUGUCCAAUUUUUUUUAUAUAUAGAUUGUAAUUAUACCAUAUGAUGAUCAGUUUUUAUCCAUGUUACUAAUAAAAUCGAUAUAUUUCAAUCAAUUCAGCAAGGCCUACAAAUAGUUGGUGGGUUGAUUUCUCUCAACUAUCAUUUGAUGAAUCUAAUCUUCAAAAUAAUUUAUCGAUUAAAUGUGUUCUAAUUAAAAGAUUUUUAUUAUUGUUAAUAAUUCCAAACAAGAAGAUAUUGGGUGAGCCAAACUCAAAUAUAAAACAUUUCUUAGUAAUUUGAUUGGGUUUGUAUACUUGGUAUAACUUAAAUCACACCAUUCUUCUAAAUAGGUAUCAUUCUUACUUUCUCCCUCUCACUCUACAUUGUGCGGCUUACCAUUAUUUACUGGGAAAAAAAAAGAAAUUUUGAUAAAUAAAAAAAAAAAAGAAAAA